AUGUCGGGUUUCAUCCACAAAGCCGAAGACGCUCUCCAUCUUCACCACCACAAGGACAAGGCCGAGCACAAGCACGAAGAUGCACAUGAGCAUCCUCCCACCAUCGGUCGUGAAGGCCACGAGCACACCCACCGCUCUCACCCCCCUCAGAACAAGCAUAUGCACCCCCACCCCAACGAGGAGCAGAUCGCCCGGGACGAUUUCCGCUCUGACAGAGAAUAUGACCGUGCGUUGAGGUCUCCGCACCAUGGGCCGGGAAUUGGGUUUGAGGCGUAG
This is a messenger RNA of Aspergillus tubingensis, 276 nucleotides long. RefSeq lists its product as uncharacterized. The transcript is spliced from 2 exons. The record is from RefSeq and is a predicted model, not a curated record. The coding region runs from base 1 to 276 and encodes 91 amino acids. NCBI's taxonomy places the organism in Eukaryota, Fungi, Ascomycota, Eurotiomycetes, Eurotiales, Aspergillaceae.